Glycine soja is the source of this 959-nucleotide messenger RNA. Its product is annotated as nifU-like protein 2, chloroplastic. NCBI's taxonomy places the organism in Eukaryota, Viridiplantae, Streptophyta, Magnoliopsida, Fabales, Fabaceae. The coding region runs from base 99 to 758 and encodes 219 amino acids. Gene Ontology annotation, molecular function: iron-sulfur cluster binding; iron ion binding. Gene Ontology annotation, cellular component: chloroplast stroma; mitochondrion. The record is from RefSeq and is a predicted model, not a curated record. The transcript has 4 exons. Gene Ontology annotation, biological process: iron-sulfur cluster assembly.
UACACAACACGAGCAUUUGUUUCAAUUCCAAAUCAAAGAGGUCGAAGAAAAACAAGAGCAAAUUGGGAUCGAAGAAUUUGAAGAACACCACAAGCAAGAUGCAUGUUGUUGUGGUGCUCAACACGCAAUCCUACUGCAGAGGCCUAGAACCUCCUUCAUCUUCUCCUUCCGUCGUUUCCAACAAGGGAACAAGGACUUUGAGUUUCAGGAGGCUGCUGCUGCGUCCUUCUCUUGGGAUUCAUUUAUCGCGUAGCUUUGCUUUAAAGUGUGUUGUUACUCCGAACCCAGCUGUGGAAUUGCCAUUAACUGCUGAAAAUGUAGAAAGUGUAUUGGAUGAAAUUCGACCCUAUCUCAUUGCAGACGGUGGGAAUGUGGCUUUACAUCAAAUUGAUGGCAAUGUUGUGCGCUUGAAGCUACAGGGCGCAUGUGGUUCCUGUCCAAGUUCUGUUACCACCAUGAAAAUGGGCAUUGAGCGUCGGUUAAUGGAGAAGAUCCCUGAAAUUGUGGCAGUUGAACCAAUUGCUGAUGAAGAAACUGGUCUUGAGCUCAAUGAAGAUAAUAUAGAGAAGGUUCUUGAGGAAAUGAGACCCUACUUGGUUGGGGCUGCUGAUGGAACUCUUGAAUUGGUGGCCAUUGAUGAGCCAAUUGUGAAGGUCCGAAUCACAGGUCCUGCUGCUAGUGUCCUGACUGUGCGUGUAGCUGUUACACAAAAGUUGCGAGAAAAAAUACCUGCCAUAGCAGCAGUUCAGCUUUUAUGAUAGUUUAGUUCAAAACAAGAAUAGAACUAUCAUGGCAUUCUUGUCAUUUUUCAUGUACAACAACACUAAUGGAAAUAAUGUGUUGCAUGUGAUGUAUAGUAUAUGUGGCCGCAUGAUUUUUUUUUUAAUUCUUAAAUGCUCUUACAGGGGAAGAAGAUGUUAUGUUUCUCGGUAAUUUUAAAAGAACGUAUUAUUUUUGUA